AUGGAUGCAUGCUCAGAGUCUCGGCAGAGGAAAGAUGGCGCCUUCCACUUCCCUGUGUUCCACAGGAAGCACCCGUGUGUUGACGAAGACCCAUCGACGAUCCACGCAGCAAGCGUAUCAGACGCAGGCACCGUGAUUGGGAACGACAAGAUCCAUCAAGGCAAGUACUUCAUGGCCAUCAGGCUGGGCACCCCUGCCGUCUUCAACCUCGUCACCAUCGACACCGGCUCCACCCUCUCCUGGGUCAACUGCAAGAGGUGUCGGAUACGGUGCCACGAGCAGGCGGCCGAAGCUGGCCCCAAGCUGGACCCUCACCGCUCCGCCACGUACCGUCACGUCGGCUGCUCCGACGAGGACUGCCUCGACAUCCAGGCCGACAACGGCGUCCCCUACGGCUGCGUCGACGAGACGGACACCUGCCUCUACGGCCUGCGCUACGGGUCGCAGUACUCGGCGGGGAAGCUCGGGAGGGACAGGCUCGCCCUGGGCGACAACUACACCAUCGUCGACGACUUCGUCUUCGGGUGCAGCGAGGACGACAUGUUCUACGGCCUCGAGGCGGGCGUCAUCGGCCUCGGCGACAAGCGUUACUCCUUCUUCAACCAGAUGGCACGGCUGACGACCUACAACGCCUUCGCCUACUGCUUUCCCGGCGACCACCGCGCCGAGGGGUUUCUCAUCGUCGGGCCGUACCCGCAGAAGCUGGAGCUCGUCACGACAUUGAUCAGGGGGUACGGGCGUAGGCAGCACGUCUACUCGGUUCUGCUGCUGGGCAUCGCCGUCGACGGGAAGCCUCUGGAGGUCGACGGGCGCCAGAUCCUGGUGGUCGACUCUGGGACCGAUGACACCUUCGUCUCGUCCUCAGUUUUUUAUGCUCUCGCCGAGGCGAUAGCGUCGGCGAUGCAAGAUAAGGCGUAUUACCGUGAGUACGGUCGGAAGGUCUGCUUCAGGCCUGCCGGCGGCGAGCCGGUGAACUGGAGGAGCUUGCCGACGGUGCAGAUGCAGCUCCUAAGGGCUACGCUGGAACUGCCGCCGGAGAAUGUGUUCCAUCAGCAGUCAACUGAUCGCAUAUGUUUGGCGUUCCAGUCGAAUGACGCUGCUGGCGUGCCGGAUGUUCAGAUUCUAGGGAACAAAGCCCUGAGACCUUUCAGGGUUGUCUAUGAUCUGCAGAAGAUGACCUUUGGCUUCCAAGCCCGGGCGUGUUGA
Molecule: messenger RNA, 1206 nt
Organism: Miscanthus lutarioriparius
Lineage: Eukaryota; Viridiplantae; Streptophyta; Magnoliopsida; Poales; Poaceae
Source: the annotation of a GenBank genome assembly